This is a messenger RNA of Pyricularia pennisetigena, 1167 nucleotides long. RefSeq lists its product as uncharacterized. NCBI's taxonomy places the organism in Eukaryota, Fungi, Ascomycota, Sordariomycetes, Magnaporthales, Pyriculariaceae. Gene Ontology annotation, cellular component: mediator complex. The transcript is spliced from 3 exons. The record is from RefSeq and is a predicted model, not a curated record. Gene Ontology annotation, molecular function: transcription coregulator activity. Gene Ontology annotation, biological process: regulation of transcription by RNA polymerase II. The coding region runs from base 1 to 1167 and encodes 388 amino acids.
AUGUCCUUCCAUCCUCAGACCCCGCAGAGUCCCUCGCAAACGUCCCCGAGCAUAAGCGAUCCGUCGACGAGUCUGAACUCGUCCAUGACAUCAACGACCACAACUCUUCCGACACCUGCUCAUUCCGUCACCGGCAGCUGUCUUCCAUCCGAGAUGAACCCUGAUAUCAUCAUGGGCGAUGAUACGCCCCAAAAGCGCAAGCGAGCGCUCGAAGAUGGCGGAGACAGGGAACAUAAGAAGGCCCAUAUAGAGGACCGCAGACUCGGUAUUGAAAACCUGCACAUGGAUGUUGAGCAUGUGUCCUCGUUUCCUCGCAUGUCAGACGAUCUUUUCGAAGCGUUUGGCCUUACAGGUAUCGCCGCCGAAGUUGCCCGCGUCUUGCCCAACGGUGAGAAAAAUGCGAUGCGCAAGACGUACAAGGGUCACAUCAAGAAACUUGGAGUCGCUGGUCAUUUCGACGCUGUCAAGAAAAACCACGAAGACCCGAGCAGCUUAUUAGCAAUGUACUUUGUACCGGCGGAAGAUUGGAUCAACACCGAAGUCCACGGGAAAGACAUCACUGCCGGGCUCUCAAGCGAAGCACUGCAAAAUCUCUCACGUGCGACUACAAUGGCGAGGGGGCCCAUUUCCAAGAAGGACUGGGACACGUCUGUGCUGGGUGAUUUGGACAAAGCUGCCAAGCAGACCUCAUCUGCCAAGGUCACCGCACCAAACACACCUCUUAACCUACCGCCAUUAAACAGACCCAAAGGUUCUCAGCCGCCCCCUGGCGAGGCUGCCCGGAUACGUAGGGUUGGCAAGAAGCGAAGCUACGGUGACAGCAGCUUCGAAGGCUACAGUGAAGCCUUCACGGACGAUGAUCCGGGGGCAGAUGUUGGCUAUUCUACAGGCGAGGGUGAUGGUGGGCAAAAACGAAGGAAAAAGGUGCAUAUCCUCGGUGACGGCCCUUUCAGUCUAAUGCCUGUUGAUACUGACUGUCUGCAGAACCCUGGAACUCCCGCCCAGAACUACCCUUCUGCCGUUCGCCAGCAAAACUACGGGCCCGGCAUGAAUUUUGGCACUAUUGUUCAAGCGACAGCGAAAACACAGCGAGACGACGAUGCUCAGGGAUUUCGUUGUCAACCUCCACAUUUCUCUCUGAGCAAUUACAAGAGAGAAUGCUCCUGA